Molecule: messenger RNA, 1691 nt
Organism: Callorhinchus milii (elephant shark)
Lineage: Eukaryota; Metazoa; Chordata; Chondrichthyes; Chimaeriformes; Callorhinchidae
Gene: faslgc
Product: tumor necrosis factor ligand superfamily member 6-like
Biological process (GO): extrinsic apoptotic signaling pathway via death domain receptors; apoptotic process; immune response
Cellular component (GO): membrane
Molecular function (GO): tumor necrosis factor receptor binding
Source: RefSeq, marked provisional
AUUCUGCAAAUUUGGUCAGAUGAUAACGGACGAAGCCAGGUCUUUGGUAGAAUACCGUCAAGCCCAUUUGAGCUGCAGUUCUGCGUGGAAACUUUUUCUGUCAGCUUUCCAUUACCCUCAAGGUGAGGGCUCCUAUGAUUGAACUUAUCCUCGCUGUCUAAAGAAGAAACUUUGUAGAAGGUGACACAGCAUUUGGGGGACAAUUCAGAAUAGACCAGUGGAUUUAUGCUCCUCCUGUGAACCGACCAAGGACACACUCUGACACAUAGCACAUCAGGCCUGUUUUGGGAUUAAGCCUUGCUAUGGAACAGAGUUACAAAACUCCGCACGUUUAUUCUGUGGAUGGCAAUCCAAGCUUCUCUCAAUAUCCGAUCAGACCCUCAUGCCCGGUGCUAGUGCCAACCUUAAAGAAACAAAACACAGACCGUAUAAAGGCAUGCGUCAUCCUGAUCUUGAUCCUGGCUCUAAUAAUACUGGUACUGUUAGCCUGCGGCAUUUUCUUCAUCUUCAAUCUUCGCAGCCAAAUUGAGAAAAUCACACAGAAACAGAUUAAGGAGGCCGAAGGUCAACAUGCAAAGUUUACUGGACAUAAGCAACCGAUAAAGCCAUCUGAAAAUAUCAGAGAAGCUGCACACCUCACAGGGAAGUCAUCUGCUGCCAAUACACUGCUGUGGGAUGAUACCAAGGACAUUGCUUUCACCAGGGGUGUGCGUUAUAAAGACGGGGGUCUGAUCAUCAACGAAACUGGUCUUUUCUUUAUCUACUCAAAGAUCUAUUUCCGAAAUUUGAUUUGUGUAAAGGACCUGGAGUUGGAGCAAACUUUGUUCGUUCGAACUAGUCGCUAUCCUAAAGAUAUGAUUCUGAUGGAAACCAAGAAAAAUAAAUACUGUGUUGUGAAGGAUACAGUGUGGUAUAUAAAUAGUUACCAAGCUGGCAUAUUUAAAUUGCAUAAUGGAGAUCACAUAUAUGUCAAUGUGUCAAAUACAAAUUUAGUUAGUUUUGAUCAGACUAAAACUUUCUUUGGUCUAUAUAAACUUUAGUUUACUUCACAUAUUUAUAUGUUCCUGAUAACAAGUUCCAUUCUUCAUUUUGUUAAUCUAUAGUGAAAAGGCAUUUUGACAUUGGUAAACUAGGAAAAUCUGUGCAAUUAAUCUUCCUUGCAACAGAAACAACUUUGCUUUGUUGUGAGCUAACUGACACUUGCUAUAGUACACAUUUUAUGAUACUAGUAACUGCUUAUAUUAGGUGCGUGUAUGAUUAGAAUUGAAUGUAGGCAAUGUGACAUGUAUUAGCAAAUGUGAAAACAAAAUCUAUAUCAAUUUGACUAAUUUCAUUAACUGACUUACUUAUCAGUAGGUCAACAUCUGUAAAAUAUUAAAAGGAAGAUUUAUUUAGAUUUGUAUAAGUGUAUAUAGUCUUGGUUCAUUUUGAGUUGCUGAUUGUAACAUGUGAGAGAUACUCUACGACAGUGAAUACACAGUAUGUCCCAAUGGAGACUUCUUUGAGCUUUUGCACAUGUCGAUUGUGUGUUAAGAGGUCAUUUUAUCGGUAACUAAUUUAAAAUAGGGAACUAGUCUUUGUGCAAUAAUGGUACACUUAGUAUUGCAAUAUGUAAACCUUAAAACCUGAAUUAAUUUAAUGUUUGACUUCAUGUACAACUUACUUUUGAAUAAAUAAAGCUAAUUUCAUUC